AUGGCUCCUCUCCGCCACUUGCUACCCGCUUUGACACUGGGCUCGGUGGCUCAUUCUGCGGUACUUGCGCAGGACCAAUUCCAGAAGAGAUGUGAGAGCUUCGCAGACGAGAUCGAUACCCCGAAUGUCAAGGUGAACAUUGUCAGCUAUGUCUCGGGCAGCACGAACCUGACGUUGGAUAAUGUUGCGACUUGCGAUCAAUCCGUCGCCGUUUCGUCGGAUGUAUGCCGAGUAGCGAUGGCUGUUACGACGUCCAAUGCGAGCGAGAUUACACUCGAGGCUUGGUUUCCGCGGGAUUAUGCUGGUCGCUUCAUCAGCACUGGCAAUGGAGGACUUGGUGGCUGCAUCCAAUACUCCGACCUCUCCUAUACCUCCGGUCUGGGGUUCGCAACCGUUGGUGCGAACAACGGUCACAACGGAACAUCAGGAGAACCAUUUUACAAGGCGCCUGAGGUGCUGGAGGACUUUGUUUACCGAUCUGUCCACACGGGGAUUGUUGUCGGAAAGCAGCUCACGGAUCUCUUCUACGACGAGGGCUAUGACAAGUCUUACUACCUUGGCUGCUCAACAGGAGGACGACAAGGGUUUAAGCUUGCGCAGGAUUUUCCCGGCGAGCUCGACGGCAUCGUCGCAGGUGCGCCGGCAAUCAACUUCGUGGGCUUGCUGUCCUGGAGUGCGCACUUCUACCCUAUAACCGGGCCUGUUGGGUCAGCUACAUAUCUGUCGCUAGACGAGUGGGACUUGGUCCACGAAGAAGUUCUCCGACAGUGCGACGGCCUGGACGGAGCGGAAGACGGAAUCAUUGAGGACACUGACCUCUGCCAUCCGAACGCUACAACCCUUCUUUGCAGUCCAGGCGAGGCGUCAGAUUCCUGCCUCACAGCGGCCCAGGUCAACACAGUCCACGAAAUCUACGCACCGCUUCUCAGCUCAAAUGGCACCCUCAUCUACCCACGCAUGCAACCCGGUGGCGAACAAUACGCCGCGCCGGCCAUGUACAACGGCCAGCCGUUCCCGUACAGCAAAGACUGGUGGCGCUACGUCGUCUACAGCGAUCCCAAUUGGAACGCGACCAAGUGGACCGUCAAAGACGCCGAGGCCGCCCUGCGCCAGAAUCCGUACAACAUCCAGACCUGGAACGCAGAUCUCUCGCCGCUCCGCGACGCAGGAAGCAAGCUGCUCACGUACCACGGGCUGCAAGACCAGCUGAUCAGCUCGGACGACUCAAAGCUCUACUACCACCGUCUUCUGGAAACCAUGGGCGCCACAUCAAGCCAACUCGAUGAGUUCUACCGGUUCUUCCAGAUCAGCGGGAUGGCGCACUGCCAGAGCGGCGACGGGGCGUACGGCAUUGGAAACCGGGCGGUCUCAGAUUACAGCACUGAUCCCGAGGACAAUGUGCUUAUGGCGAUGGUCAGAUGGGUGGAGGAGGGUGUUCCUCCGGAGACGAUCCGGGGUGCGAAGUUCUCUGAUGGUGUUGGGUCGGAGAUCGAGUACUACCGCAAGCACUGCCGGUACCCUCGCAGGAAUGUGUACAAGGGGCCGGGUAACUAUACCGAUGAGAAUGCGUGGGAGUGCAUUUAG
This is a messenger RNA of Aspergillus mulundensis, 1584 nucleotides long. RefSeq names its product putative feruloyl esterase (gene faeB-2). Lineage: Eukaryota; Fungi; Ascomycota; Eurotiomycetes; Eurotiales; Aspergillaceae. Bases 1 to 1584 code for a protein of 527 amino acids. The record is from RefSeq and is a predicted model, not a curated record. The transcript is spliced from 2 exons.